AUGGCCAGCCUGCAACAGCAGCACCGGAACUACACGGCUAACAGCGUCUAUGGUGGCAACCUCCGGCUGGUCGCUGCGGCCCUGCCCGGCAACGUCUCCUCAUCGACCACUCUCUUCGCCACCGCCACAACCGGGACGGCACCGAACACGGUGUACGCCCUCGGGCAAUGCGGCGGCGACCAGAGCGCCACCGCGUGCCGCGACUGCAUCGCGGCCUGCUUCCAGCAGGCGCAGAAGAUGUGCCCCGACAACAAGCGCGUGGCCAUCUUCUACGACACGUGCCUCCUCGGCUUCUCCGACCAGGACUUCCUCGCCUCCACGACCAACUCGGACGACCAGGAGGUGUCUCUCUACAACGGCCAGAAUGUCAGCUCCCACGUCGCCCAGUUCAACGCGACCGCCUACGAGCUUCUCAGCAGCAUGGCCGCCUACAUUGUUACCAUGGAUAACUCGUCCAACAAGUUCCUCACGGGAUCCAUUGCAGUCGACGCGCCCUACCCGUUUAUCUACGGCUUGACGUCCUGCAACCCCGACCUGACGCCCGGGCAGUGCCGCGGGUGCCUUGACACGGCGAUUGCUGAGAUGCCACAACAGUUCAUCCCCAAUACCAAGGGCGCCAGGAUUGCUGGGCUGCGGUGCAUCGUGCGGUAUGAGGUGUUCCGUUUCUUCAACGGUUCCACCAUGUUUCAGCUGCCACCACCAGGAGCAGCAGCCAUCCAGGAUGAUGGUAUCUGUUUCUUGACUUCUAUGCUUUUGGGCUGA
This is a messenger RNA of Miscanthus lutarioriparius, 762 nucleotides long. Lineage: Eukaryota; Viridiplantae; Streptophyta; Magnoliopsida; Poales; Poaceae. The record is from the annotation of a GenBank genome assembly.